Messenger RNA from Microthlaspi erraticum, 570 nucleotides. The record is from the annotation of a GenBank genome assembly. NCBI's taxonomy places the organism in Eukaryota, Viridiplantae, Streptophyta, Magnoliopsida, Brassicales, Brassicaceae.
AUGGAGAGUGUAAGAGAGAGAUCAUCAUCAAGUUUGGCACUUUUCUUGUUCGGUCUUGCUUAUCUUGUGUUGUUCCUGAGCUUAGUCUCUGUCAACGGGUUACGAGACCUAAAAGAGAGAGAUGGAAGUGAGAGUAAGUUUAUGAAUGGUACCACUUCUUCAGGCGUUUUGGGCUCUAAGAAUAAUGUGAAUGUUUCGACCGUUGGGUUUGUAAAACCCUUGUUGGGUGAGAAUAGCAAUGUAAGUAAGAGUGAAAAAUGUGAACCACGAGACGGAGGCAGAGGCCAAGGUGGAGGUCGAGGUGGUGGCGGAGGAGGAGACGGCGGCGGUGGAGGCGGAAAUGGUGGGAAGGGAAAAGAUCACAAAAAUAACAGAAGAAGUGGUGGUGGCGGUGGAGGAGGAGGCGGAGGCGGAGGUAGCGGAAAUGGCUCAGGCCGUGGCCUAGGUAGAGGAAGCGGAGGAGGUGGAGGAGGUGGUGGAGGAGGAGGGUGGCGGUGGUGGUGGUGGUGGAGGAGGAGGAGGAGGCGGUGGAAGCGGGGGUGGAGGUGGCGGUGGAGGAGGAGGAAGUGA